Messenger RNA from Acanthochromis polyacanthus (spiny chromis), 2715 nucleotides. RefSeq names its product quinone oxidoreductase-like. The transcript has 8 exons. Bases 1302 to 2279 code for a protein of 325 amino acids. Lineage: Eukaryota; Metazoa; Chordata; Actinopteri; Pomacentridae. The record is from RefSeq and is a predicted model, not a curated record. Gene Ontology annotation, cellular component: cytosol. Gene Ontology annotation, molecular function: zinc ion binding; NADPH binding; mRNA 3'-UTR binding.
GUUAAAGAGUUUGAUCACUAAAAUGUGCCCGUAUUCCACCCAAAUGCUACUUUCUGUCCAAAUACUUAUAUUUUUAAAGGUUUAUUUCACCCAAAUAGUCAUUUCUAACAAACAAGUGUUCCUGAUGACAAUUUGCCUUUAUUUUUUCGACUGCACUGCUUCCUUAUCUUGCCUUAAGCACACACUUGACAUUUCAGUCACAUUUCGGCUGCAGACAUUGCUGCAACCUUCAUUAUUAAUUGAUUUACUAAGCAUGAGAGUUUACCAGUUUUAUAUCACGUGCUUCAGAAAUCUAGAGCUCGACUGUUAGCUUCACCUGCUCCAACAGCUUUGCAUGAUGUUUUCACCAUGACAACCCUGACAAUAGUCACACCCACAGAGUAUUUGUUCUGUUUUGCAAGCUGUAUGAUUGAUAAGUAAAUGAAGGCUAAUAUCCGUUGGCACACAUUUGGGCAUAAGUCAGCAUGACUCGACCUUCUCUUAUCAUCCUGGCACUGUUCAUGUUGGAUUGGCACUAAUAAUUUUAAAGCUGGUAGAAGCGAUGAAGCAAACAUCAUUGUGCAUCUCGAGCUAAAACUUAACACAACAUAAAAAACAAACCAGCAUUUAAAAUAAGCAUAAUGUAUACAUCCUGUAUAUAGGUAUUACUAUAUAUAUGUGUGUGUAUUAAACACGUUGUAUUGUGUAUACAUACAGUUCAUCCAACUCCAAAGCAUGCUAGCAGUGGACGGAACUUGUAAUAUUCCUUUCACAUUAUCUGUUUAUAUGCAAUUUUAUUACAAAUAUCAUGAAAUAAUAGCUAAAAGCAACUUAAUCUUGUUUUGUUCUCCUCUCCUAUGGAUGGACUUUUCUUGACCCUGUCACAAUAAAUCCAAAUGACUAUCUAUGACCAGUACAAACAACCUUUUCCUCAUAUCUUCGGAACUUCUCAGCUUAAUGAAGAGUAAAUAUGGAAGGGGAAGUGGAGCAACAUUGUACUAACGAACAUUUCAACAUGACCAAGUGUUGAAAUGUUGGACAAAGACAGGAAUUAAACACAUCCGAUUGAACUAAACAAGACAUUUUGUUAUUCCUAUGACAUAACUUAGGAUACUGUGAAGAUGGAAAACUACAGGAUGAUAAAGAUAUGUAGGUGGGAGUGUCGCUAAGAUCAAAACCAGAGGCCGAGAGUCCUAUAGGAGGAGGAGAAGAAGAUAAGAGGAAAUGCAGGAGGAGGUUUCUGUGACUCAUGUAGUGCAUAAAAGUGUCAGUGACUUUUCAGUUUUCAGUCCUCUGUGUAGACUUUGUGUUUGGGUGCAAACAUGUCGAGCAAAACGAUGAAAGCCGUCAGGGUCAGUGAGUUUGGGGCUCCAUCGGUCUUAAAAGUGGCGUCUGUGAGCAUCCCUCAGCCCGGAAUCGGAAAGGUGUUGAUUCGUGUUCACGCCUGUGGAGUAAAUCCUGUGGAAACUUACGUUAGGGCUGGGAAUUUCGAGAAACCCCCCCUGCCGUACACACCAGGCAGUGAUGCAGCAGGAGUGGUGGAGGCUGUUGGAAAGGAAGUCACUUCAGUGAAGAAAGGUGAUCGUGUUUACACCACAGCCACUGAGUCAGGAAGUUAUGCAGAAUACACAGUUGCUGCUGAGGACUGCGUUCACAAGCUGCCUGAUGCUGUAGACUUUGCUCAGGGAGCAGCCAUUGGGAUCCCAUAUUUCACCGCCUUCAGAGCUCUGGUUCACAAAGCUCGUGUCAAAGCCGGACAAACCAUCCUCAUCCAUGGAGCCAGUGGAGGGACGGGUAUGGCCACCUGCCAGCUUGCUCGUUCGAUGGGCCUCAAAGUUCUGGGAACAGCAGGUACUGAAGACGGAACGAAGAUGAUUACCAAGAAUGGAGCUCACCUGGCUUUCAAUCACCGAAAGAAAGGAUACACUGAUAAAAUCAUGGCAGCCACAGGCGGCAAAGGUGUAGAUGUGAUUGUGGAGAUGCUGGCAAAUUCCAACCUCAAUAAAGAUGUGGAGAUGGUGGCCAAAGGAGGACGUAUUGUGAUUAUUGGCUCCAGAGGUACCAUUGAGAUCGACCCUGUGAACAUCAUGGUGAAAGAGGUCUUAGUCAUGGGAGUGUUAAUUUUCCUCGCUACACUGGAGGAGACCAAAGAGUGUGAAGAGUACCUCUAUUCAGGGAUGGAGGCUGGUUGGCUGCGUCCACUCAUUGGUCCGAAGUAUAAGCUGGACAAAGCCGCCCAGGCCCACACAGACAUCAUCGAGUCCUCCGGUGCUACUGGAAAGAUGAUCCUGACCAUGUGAUGACAGCAACAUACCUCAGUUCAAAGUUCACAGAGUGGUUGUUUUUAAAAGGAAGAGUCUGAAGGAGCAACAAAACUGGUUCAUAAAGUUUUUAUCUGAAAUCACAUUUGAUUGUUACAGCAGUUGAGUUGAACUGCGUUUGUACACAAUCUUAAAGUUCAACUAUGGUGAUAAUUAUAUGUGCUAAUAUGAGAAUCAUUUCAAGAUACAAAUAAUAGUUUUAAGGAUGUUUUCCAUCCAAAAUACUGCUCUGUUCUGUAAUUCAACCUGGCUUCUAUGAGUUACAUGAUGAACAAGUUGUGUAAUUAGCAUAAUUAGCUCCUUAUCAGGUUAAAUAAUGAGGCUAUGGUUUUUGUAAUGAUGAGAUUUCAAGACCCAAACACAUUGGAAAACUUACCUGUUCAACUGAAAGGAAUACUUUUUAUUGUUAAUCAAA